AUGAGCAUACCGGAGUUCCUACUGGAAGUGUCCAUUGUGGUGAUAGCUGUCGUUUCGCUGUUGACAAACCUGUCAGUGCUGCUAUGUUUCACCCAGAGCGCCGAGUUACGCUCCCACGUGCCCGGCAUCUUCAUCCUAAACCUCUCUUUCUCCAACAUCCUCCUCACUGUCAUCAACAUGCCCGCCACUUUUCUCGGAGUGGCCCAGAGCGCAAAGCCCUUCGGGGACUUGUUCUGUCAAGCUGUCAGUUUUGCUGAGACUUUUCUCACCGCCAAUGCGAUGCUGAGCAUGGCCGCGCUCAGCAUGGACAGGUGGAUCGCGGUGAUGUUUCCCCUGAGUUACUCCAGCAAGAUGCGCUACAGGGACGCCUUUCUGAUCGUGGCGUACUCCUGGCUGCACUCUCUCACCUUCUCCCUGACCCAGCUGCUCAUGGACUGGGGAGGUUACAGCCACACUUACGCGUCGUGCACCGUUUACCUGGACGGGGAGAAGAGGUCGCAGCUGGCCGCUUAUGCGACCUUCACGGCGCUGUUCCACUGCAGCAGCUUCGCGCUCUGCCUCCUGGUGCUGUGCUUCGCCUACCUGAAAGUUUUGAGAGUGGCCAGGUCGCACUGCAAGAGGAUAGAUGUCAUUACGGUGCAGACUCUGCUUCUGCUGGUGGAUAUUCACCCCAGUGUGAAGGAGAGGUGUCUGGCUGAGCAGAAGAAGAGGAGGCAACGCGCCACUAAAAAAAUUUGCAUCUUCAUCGGCACCUUCAUCCUCUGCUUUUCACCCUACGUUAUAACAAGGUUGGUUGAGUUGUUGCCCUCUGUGCACAUCCCCCGUUACUGGGGCAUGACUGCCAAAUGUCUGUCCUAUGCCAAGACCUCCAGCGACCCGUUUGUCUACUGCCUGCUGCGGCAUCAGUACAGAAAAGUCCUAGUAGGUAUCAUCAGUCGUUUUCUGAGAAAGGAUCACUACUCGCUGUCUAUCCACAGCGCCAGCAGCACGCUGGACACCACAGACGACAACUGCGUUGCCAGAAUCACCUGAGCUUGAUGCGCAAAUGUUUAAAUGAUUAAAUGAUUCAGCACCUGCAUCCCUCCUGCGGGAAGGUUAGAGGUCAGGGUCUCUGAAGAGCAGCAGUCCUGCAGAUGGAAGGAAGUCAGUGUCUUGCUCAAGGACACUUUAACAUGGACGUGGAUCUCAGGACUCUUUGGGCCACAUUGUUGUCCAAUGAGAGAACUGUGAAGGACACAAACAAUGUAUGCUCAGUGAGCCCACACCGGCCUCUUAUGUGUGCCAAAGGCCUCUUCAGCCUCUAUAGACUGCUGUUUCCAUAGGGCUCAUCAGUUUGCCUGCUGAGGCAUAGCCAAGAACACACCACAGGAAGCCCACAACACUAUGUUUAUUACUAUCAUCAAUGUAAAUGUAUGGUUGAAGUAACCUCAAACUUGUCAGGAAGUGGUCUUCAUGUUUCAGUGAAAGAGCUGAAAAAAUGUUUCUUCUUAUGACUGUUAUAAAGCUAAUGUUAACGUUUGUGUUGAUGAGCGCCAUUUUUAACAUGUUGAGUGUAACAUAGGUGUGAGGAUGUGUGAAGAUGUUAUAUCACAGCAAAAACACAGAUUAAAGAAUAAACACUGCCACAGAUACACUAUGAGUCUGCCAUAUGAGUACAUAUGAGUGAAAAAAACAUCAGAUUCUGGCAAUAUUCUGAAGGAAAAGUUGUGUAGCAGUGGUUCACA
Molecule: messenger RNA, 1724 nt
Organism: Epinephelus moara (kelp grouper)
Lineage: Eukaryota; Metazoa; Chordata; Actinopteri; Perciformes; Serranidae
Gene: gpr78a
Product: G protein-coupled receptor 78a
Exons: 3
Coding region: 1-1032 (343 amino acids)
Biological process (GO): adenylate cyclase-activating G protein-coupled receptor signaling pathway
Cellular component (GO): membrane
Molecular function (GO): G protein-coupled receptor activity
Source: RefSeq, a predicted model, not a curated record